AUGUCCCGGCGAAAGCAGAGCAAACCCCGGCAGAUCAAACGGCCGCUAGAAGAUGCCAUUGAAGAGGAAGAAGAAGAAUGUCCAUCAGAGGAAACAGACGUUAUCUCAAAGGGUGACUUUCCACUGGAGGAAAGCUUCUCCACAGAAUUUGGGCCUGAAAAUCUGAGUUGUGAAGAGGUGGAAUACUUUUGCAACAAAGGUGAUGAUGAAGGAGUCCAGGCGACAGCAGAAUCAGAUGGGGACACGCAGUCAGAGAAGCCAGGGCAACCUGCAGUUGAGACAGAUGACUGGGAUGGACCAGGAGAGCUGGAGGUGUUUCAGAAAGAUGGAGAGCGAAAAAUUCAGAGUCGGCAGCAACUUCCAGUGGGAACUACCUGGGGACCAUUCGCUGGGAAAAUGGACUUGAAUAAUAAUUCCUUGAAGACAAAGGCUCAGGUCCCGAUGGUGCUGACUGCUGGUCCCAAGUGGCUGCUGGAUGUGACUUGGCAAGGAGUGGACGACAACAAAAACAACUGCAUCGUGUACAGCAAAGGGGGUCAGCUUUGGUGCACGACUACGAAGGCCAUCUCUGAGGGUGAAGAGCUAAUUGCCUUUGUGGUGGAUUUUGACUCCAGGCUGCAAGCUGCCAGUCAGAUGACUCUUACAGAAGGGAUGUACCCGGCGCGUCUGCUGGAUUCAAUUCAGCUGCUUCCUCAGCAAGCUGCCAUGGCUUCUAUUUUGCCCACAGCUAUUGUCAAUAAGGAUAUAUUCCCGUGCAAGUCCUGUGGCAUCUGGUAUCGCAGUGAGCGGAAUCUGCAAGCCCAUCUGAUGUACUAUUGCAGUGGAAGGCAAAGAGAAGCUGCACCAGUGUCAGAGGAAAAUGAGGACACUGCUCCUCAGAUUUCCAGCCUGUGUCCCUUCCCACAGUGUACCAAGAGCUUUUCGAAUGCCCGAGCUCUAGAAAUGCACCUGACCUCACACAGUGGAGUGAAAAUGGAAGAAUUCCUCCCCCCUGGUGCUAGUCUCAAAUGCACCGUCUGUAGCUACACUGCUGAUUCUGUGAUCAACUUUCACCAACACCUGUUCUCCCAUCUCACUCAAGCUGCCUUCCGAUGCAAUCACUGCCACUUUGGCUUCCAGACUCAGAGGGAGUUAUUGCAGCACCAGGAGCUCCAUGUCCCUGGCAGCAAACUGCCCCGAGAAAGUGACAUGGAACACUCUCCAAGUGGAACCGAAGACAGCUUACAGCCAGCCACAGACUUGCUGACCAGAAGCGAACUCCCCCAGAGCCAAAAGGCCAUGCAGACUAAAGAUGCGAGCUCUGACACGGAGCUGGACAAGUGUGAGAAAAAGACUCAGCUCUUCCUCACUAACCAGAGACCCGAAAUUCAGCCUACAACCAAUAAACAAAGCUUUUCUUACACGAAAAUAAAGUCUGAGCCCUCUAGUCCAAGACUCGCCUCAUCUCCAGUUCAGCCUAAUAUUGGGCCUUCUUUCCCCGUGGGACCCUUUCUAUCGCAGUUUGCUUUUCCCCAAGAUAUCACAAUGGUCCCUCAAGCGUCAGAGAUCUUGGCCAAGAUGUCUGAACUGGUACACCGGCGCCUGAGGCACGGAAGUAGUAGCUACCCUCCCGUCAUUUACAGCCCCUUGAUGCCCAAGGGGGCUACCUGUUUUGAGUGCAACAUAACCUUCAAUAACUUGGAUAAUUAUCUAGUGCACAAAAAACAUUACUGCAGCAGCCGAUGGCAGCAGAUGGCCAAGUCCCCCGAGUUCCCUGGCGUUUCAGAAAAGAUGCAGGAGGCUGUGAGUCCCAGCUCGGGUCAGCCCUCCAUCAAUCUUCUCAAUCCAGCCACUCACUCCUCGGAUCCUGAAAAUCCACUUCUUCAAACACCCUGCAUCAGUUCUUCCGCCGUUUUAGAUUUAAUUGGGCCAAACGGGAAGGGCCACGACAAGGACUUUAACACGCAAGCUAAGAAGCUCUCCACCCCCAAUAGCAAUGAUGAUAAAAUGAAUGGGAAACCUGUUGAUGUCAAAAACCCCAGCGUCCCCUUAGUGGAUGGGGAAAGUGACCCAAAUAAGACUACCUGUGAAGCUUGCAACAUUACUUUCAGCCGGCACGAAACCUACAUGGUCCACAAACAGUAUUACUGUGCGACGCGCCACGACCCCCCGCUGAAGAGGUCGGCUUCCAACAAAGUGCCUGCCAUGCAGAGAACCAUGCGCACGCGCAAGCGCAGGAAGAUGUACGAGAUAUGCCUGCCUGAGCAGGAUCAGAGGCCCCAGCUGGCCCAGCAGCGCUUUCUGGACGUGGCCAACCUCAGCAACCCUUGCACCUCCGCCCAAGAAGCCACGGAAGGGCUGGGCGAGUGCUACCACCCAAGAUGCGAUCUCUUUCCAGGGAUUGUCUCAAAGCACUUGGAAACCUCCCUGGCCAUGAACAAGUGUGUCCCGGCUUCCAAAUGCGACACCGCUCACCCCAGCGUCUCCUGCCUGGAGAUGGACGUCCCCAUCGACCUCAGCAAGAAGUGUUUGUCCCAGUCUGAGCGGACCACCGCGUCCCCCAAAAGGCUACUGGACUACCAUGAGUGCACCGUGUGCAAGAUAAGCUUCAACAAGGUGGAGAACUACCUGGCCCACAAGCAGAACUUCUGCCCGGUCACCGCCCAUCAGCGCGGCGACCUGGCUCCGCUCGACAGCAAAGUGUUUCCCAAUCCAGAAAGCGAACGAAACAGCCCCGACGUCAGCUAUGAAAGAAGCAUCAUAAAAUGCGAGAAAAAUGGCAACCUGAAGCAGCCUUCCCCCAAUGGAAACUUAUUCUCAUCCCACUUAGCGACGCUGCAGGGCCUGAAAGUCUUCAGCGAGGCCGCUCAGCUCAUCGCGACGAAAGAAGAAAACAAACAUUUGUUUCUUCCCCAAUGCCUGUACCCUGGAGCAAUAAAGAAGGCCAAAGGAGCCGACCAGCUUUCUCCGUACUAUGGAAUCAAGCCAAGUGAUUACAUUUCCGGUUCUCUGGUCAUCCAUAACGCUGAUGUGGAGCAAAGCACAAACGCGGAAAACGAAUCUCCCAAAGGCCAGGCUUCUUCCAACGGGUGCGCUGUGCCGAAGAAAGAUUCCCUGCCCUUGUUGCCCAAAAAUCGAGGCAUGGUCAUCGUGAAUGGUGGACUGAAGCAAGAAGAGCGCCCUGCCGCCAACCCCCAGCAAGAGAACGUUGCCCAGAACCCUCAGCGUGAAGACGGCCACAAGUCUCCCUCCUGGGUCUCCGAGAACCCCUUAGCCACGAACGAGAACGUCUCCCCAGGCAUUCCCUCCGCAGAGGACCAGUUGUCUAGUAUAGCAAAAAGUGUGAAUGGCUCCACCCAGGCGCCCACCAGUGGGAAAUACUGCCGGCUCUGUGACAUCCAGUUCAACAACCUCUCAAACUUUAUAACUCACAAAAAGUUUUAUUGCUCAUCACAUGCCGCGGAACACGUCAAAUGA
Messenger RNA from Rangifer tarandus platyrhynchus (Svalbard reindeer), 3456 nucleotides. The record is from the annotation of a GenBank genome assembly. NCBI's taxonomy places the organism in Eukaryota, Metazoa, Chordata, Mammalia, Artiodactyla, Cervidae.